ACCUCAAAACGAGUAGCAGUAUUAUCUGAUAAGGCAAUAAUGGCUAAUCGACCUGCAUUGCUCUCUCUUUCGCUUUGCUUUUUUCUUCUGUUGCAAGGCAGCUUAGCCACAAGCACCUCUCGCUCUCGCUCUCGUUCACGCUCUCAGGAGUCAUUGCGCCAGCAAAACGAGUGCCAAAUCGACAGGCUUGAAGCCCGAGAGCCAGACUGCCGUGUUCAGGCCGAGGCCGGACUCAUCGAAUCAUGGAACCCCAACCACGAGCAGUUCCAAUGCGCCGGUGUCGCCGUCGUUCGCUACACCAUUGAACAAAACGGCCUUCACUUGCCAUCUUACACCAACACUCCUCAACUCGUCUACGUUGUGAAAGGAAGAGGUAUUCUAGGUAUCACUUUCCCUGGAUGUGCUGAGACUUUCGAAGAGUCCCAACGAGGACAAGGACAAGGACAGAGCCAGGGUUCCCAGCCCGACCGCCACCAGAAGCUCCGACACUUCAGAGAGGGUGACAUUCUUGCCAUCCCUGCCGGAGUUGCUUACUGGAGCUACAACAGUGGCGACCAACAACUUGUCUUUGUUUCUCUUCUUGACACCAGCAACGUCAACAACCAGCUUGAUGACAAUCCCAGAAGAUUCUACCUAGCUGGAAACCCAGAAGACGAGUUUGAGCAACUAAGAAGGGAAGGAGGACGAGAAGGCCGCUUUGAGAGCCGCCGGGAACAGCGCGAGGGCUCAUCAGAGAACUACAGGAACAUCUUCAAAGGGUUCAACAGCAGAUAUCUUGAGGAGGCAUUCAACGUAGACUCAGAGACCGUUAAGAGGCUCCAGGGCCAAAACGACGACAGGAACAGCAUCAUCAGAGUCAAGGGAAGGUUGGACUUGGUGAGCCCAUUGAGGUCAAGCCAGGAGCAGCAACGGGAGGAGAGGUCGGAAGAAGAGAGGCAGAGGGAGAGGGAGCAAGAGCAACGCAGAUACAGCCGCGGCGGACGCUACGAAGACAAUGGCUUGGAAGAGACCUUCUGUUCCAUGAGGAUCAGGGAGAACAUCGGUGACCCUUCACGCGCCGACGUCUUCACCCCUCAGGCCGGCCGCAUCUCCACCGUCAACAGCUUCAACCUCCCCAUCCUUCGCUUCCUUCAACUCAGCGCCGAGAGAGGCGUCCUCUACAAGAAUGCGAUAUACACCCCACACUGGAACGUGAAUGCUCACAGCGUGAUGUACGUGCUGAGGGGACGAGCUAGGGUUCAGGUGGUGAACCACAUGGGACAGAAGUCCUUCGACGGAGAAGUGAGGCAAGGGCAGAUCCUGACGGUGCCACAGAACCACGCCGUGGUGAAGCAGGCGAACAGCGAAGGGUUCGAGUGGGUGUCAUUCAAGACCAACGACAAUGCGUGGAUCAGCCCCUUGGCCGGGCGCACCUCAGUCAUCCGGGCUCUUCCCGAGGCAGUCCUGGCCAACGCUUUCCAGAUCUCCAGAGACCAGGCCAGGAACCUCAAGUACAACAGAGAGGAAACCUUCCUCUUAACCUCAUCCUCUUCUUCUCGCCGUGAUGAGGACCGAUCUGAGAGGAGGGCUACUGCCUAAAUUAAUCCAAUUAACAGUGCAUUAAUACUAUAAUGUAUAACUACAUUAUUAGUAUAUGGCAUUACCGUUUUGAGGUACUUUUGUAGUUUUUAGAGAAUAAGAAAAUGGCCUUUAAUUUAGUCUUAUGAUGAUGGGGCUGUUUAUGCUUUUCUUUCUUUCUUUCUUGUACAAGCAGAGCUUCUACUAUGUACGUAGCAAUAAUAAAUAAUAAUACUACUUCUAGUCGUA
Messenger RNA from Humulus lupulus (European hop), 1806 nucleotides. RefSeq names its product 11S globulin seed storage protein Jug r 4-like. The coding region runs from base 40 to 1578 and encodes 512 amino acids. Lineage: Eukaryota; Viridiplantae; Streptophyta; Magnoliopsida; Rosales; Cannabaceae. The record is from RefSeq and is a predicted model, not a curated record. The transcript has 4 exons. Gene Ontology annotation, molecular function: nutrient reservoir activity.